AUGGAGGCCCUCCUCUCCCUCGCCUUCGACAACCUCUCGUCCUACGACGGGCCCAAGGUCCGCAAGGGCCUGCGCCAGGUCGAAGGCCUCCUCGCGCAGAUAUGCCUCUCCCCGGACCAACACCACCCCAAGGCCGACCGCCAGCGCCAGCGCAGCGCGGCCACCAACGACAACGUCAACAGCACCUUUGGCGGCGGCAACAACUACAGUAACAGCAGUAGCGUCAAGUCCCCCGGCCAGCAGCAGCAGCAUUCGCCACCGCGCAAGGACCUCGCCCAGCUGUCGCACGACCCGGCGUUUCGCGAGUUCUUCAAGCUGCAGGAGGGCUUCGAGUGGAACGUGGCCAUGCGCCUCAUCGGCACGCUUGACCGCCUGAUGGCCAAGGGCAGCGACGGCCAGAACGACCUGCUCAUCCUCAGUGCACUGGACCUCAUCCAGGGUGUGCUGCUGCUGCACCCGCCGAGCAAGUCGCUGUUUGCGCGCGAACAAAACAUGAAUCUCCUCCUCGACCUCCUCGAGCCCUUCAACUGCCCCGCCAUCCAGUCCGCCACGCUCCUCACCCUCGUCGUCGCCCUCAUCGACGCGCCCACCAACACGCGCACCUUCGAGGCCCUCGACGGCCUGCUCACCGUCACCUCGCUCUUCAAGUCGCGCUCCACCCCGCGCGAGGUCAAGCUCAAGCUCGUCGAGUUCCUCUACUGCUACCUCAUGCCCGAGACGCCGUCCAUCCCCCGCGCCCCCGGCAACGGCAACCACCGCGACUCGGUGCCCGCCAUGCUGCAGCGCAGCCCCAGCAAGCUGGCCGGCGCCUUUUCCGCCGCGACGGGCACCGGCACCAGGCGCAGGCGCGCGGGCAGCGGCGGGACUCUCUCGGCCGCCACGCUGUCGACCGAGGAGAAGCAGGAGCUGCUGAGCAGGCAUCUGAGCAGCGUGGAGGAUCUGGUCAAGGACCUGCGCACCUGCGCCCCCUUUGGCGGCGUCGUGUGCUAG
Messenger RNA from Purpureocillium lilacinum, 990 nucleotides. RefSeq lists its product as uncharacterized. The record is from RefSeq and is a predicted model, not a curated record. Lineage: Eukaryota; Fungi; Ascomycota; Sordariomycetes; Hypocreales; Ophiocordycipitaceae.